AUGGCGCCCGCGCCAAUCCAAGUCCCGUCGAGGGACGGCGCAUCGCUCGCGGCGCCAACGGCGCACAUGGCGACUACGACCCUCAAGGUGGAGGGAAUGACUUGCGGCGCAUGCACCUCGGCUGUUGAAGCAGGCUUCAAGGGUGUCGAUGGAGUUGGCAGCGUCUCGGUCAGUCUGGUCAUGGAGCGGGCGUUGGUGAUGCACGAUCCCCGAAGGAUAUCGGCCGAUAGGAUACGAGAGAUUAUCGAAGACCGCGGAUUCGACGCCGAAGUCUUGUCGACAGACCUCCCCUCGCCCGUCGCACCUUGCUCCUCCUUCGGCGCGGUUUCCACCGACGAUGGCCCAGCUACGAUGGUUACCACGGUUGCCAUCCAGGGCAUGACCUGUGGCGCAUGCACAUCGGCGGUGGAAGGGGGUUUCAAGGAUGUUUCGGGGGUCAAACACUUCAGCAUCUCGUUGCUCUCCGAAAGAGCCGUCAUCGAACAUGAUCUGUCGCUUUUGACCGCCGAGGCCAUUUGCGAGAUCAUUGAAGACAGAGGUUUCGACGCUCAGGUCGUUGAGAGCAGUGAAAAGGAGCCAGAGGCCAAGGUGGUGCCGGAAGGCAUGCGGACUGCGUCGACCGCCACGACCACUGUAGCGAUCGAGGGGAUGACAUGCGGGGCAUGCACCUCCGCCGUUGAAGAAGGGUUCAGAACCGUCAGUGGUGUCCUACGCUUCAACAUCAGCUUGCUGGCGGAACGGGCAGUCAUCACACACGACCCUGCGAAACUGCCGGCGGACAAAAUCAUCGAGAUAAUCGAGAACCGAGGGUUCGAUGCCAAGAUUCUUUCGACUACCUUCGACUCAGUGGACCACGCCAGUGGCACAUCGACGGCGCAGUUCAAGGUCUAUGGGGCACUGGACGCGGUCGCCGCCAAGUCGCUCGAAGAGGAGUUGAAAACACUUCCAGGCGUAAACAGCGCAAGAAUCGCACUCAGCACGUCCCGGCUAACGGUAGUCCAUCUGCCCAACGUGACAGGUCUGCGAGCCAUCGUUGAGACUGUCGAAAGCGCCGGGUUCAACGCCUUGGUUGCAGAUAACGACGACAACAGCGCCCAACUUGAAUCGCUUGCGAAGACCCGAGAAAUCAAUGAAUGGAGGGGGGCUUUCCAAAUUUCGGCUUCUUUUGCCGUUCCCGUCCUCCUCAUCAGCAUGAUCAUUCCCAUGUUCCUGCCUGCUUUAGAUUUCGGCUCCAUUAGACUUAUCCCCGGGAUAUACCUCGGCGAUAUCAUCUGUCUGGUUCUCACGAUACCCGUACAGUUCGGUAUAGGACGGCGGUUCUACAAAUCAGCCUGGAAGUCAAUCAAGCACGGCUCUCCUACCAUGGAUGUCCUAGUCGUCCUCGGCACGUCCUGCGCGUUCUUCUUCAGCAUCAUGGCCAUGCUCGUUUCUCUCCUGUUUCCCCCUCAUACCAGGCCAAGCACAAUUUACGACACGAGCACGAUGCUCAUCAGCUUCAUCACCCUUGGUCGGUUCUUGGAGAACCGCGCAAAGGGCCAGACGUCGAGGGCGCUUUCGCGUCUGAUGUCCCUUGCUCCGUCGAUGGCUACAAUCUACGCUGAUCCGAUCGCUGCUGAAAAAGCCGCGGAGGGAUGGAGCGAGGCCAGCGAGGACGAGUCGAAGCAACCCUUGGACGGCAAUGCUGCUGAGGAGAAGGUGAUCCCCACCGAGCUCAUCCAAGUGGGUGACAUUGUAAUUCUCCGACCAGGAGACAAGAUCCCAGCAGACGGUGUUCUGGUCAGGGGGGAGACCUAUGUGGACGAGAGCAUGGUCACCGGCGAGGCCAUGCCAGUUCAGAAGACGAAGGGAAGCUUUCUCAUCGGUGGCACCGUCAAUGGUCAUGGAAAGGUCGACUUCCGCGUCACGCGGGCUGGCCGCGACACCCAGCUCAGUCAGAUCGUGAAGCUGGUGCAGGACGCACAGACAAACCGCGCCCCUAUUCAACGUCUGGCCGAUAUCCUGGCGGGCUACUUUGUCCCGACGAUUCUGUUCCUGGGCCUCAUGACUUUCCUGGUAUGGAUGGUGUUGAGCCAUGUUUUGCCGCACCCGCCCAAGAUCUUCUUGGAGGAUGCGAGCGGCGGCAAGAUCAUGGUUUGCGUGCAGCUGUGCAUCUCCGUCAUUGUUUUCGCAUGCCCUUGCGCCCUUGGUCUUGCCACUCCCACGGCUGUCAUGGUCGGCACUGGAGUCGGCGCAGAGAACGGCAUUCUGGUCAAAGGCGGAGCGGCUUUGGAAACCAUGACGAAGAUUACCCAGGUUGUUCUUGACAAGACGGGCACUCUCACAUACGGAAAGAUGAGUGUGGCCAAGGCCACCCUCGCCUCGCCCUGGCAGGACACCGACUGGCGCCGGCGAUUGUGGUGGACUAUCGUCGGCCUCGCUGAAAUGGGUAGCGAGCACCCCAUCGGCAAAGCAGUUCUCAACGCUGCAAAGACAGAAGUCGGCCUUGGACCUGAGGCCACGCUUGAAGGCAGCAUUGGCGACUUCUCGGCGGCCGUAGGCAAGGGUAUCAGCGCAUAUGUCGAACCAGCAACAGCCACCGAGCGAGCCCGCUACAAAGUCCUGAUUGGCAACGUCUUCUUCCUUGAGCAAAACGGCAUCAGCGUGCCGCAAACCGCCGUCGACGACUCGGAACAAGUCAACGCAGCCCGCUCCACCAAAUCCUACGCCGGCACAACCAACAUCUUCAUCGCCAUCGACGGCGCCUAUGCAGGCCACCUCUGCCUCUCUGACACCAUCAAAGAGGGCGCCCGCGCCGCCAUCAUGGUCCUCCACCGCAUCGGCGUCCGCACGGCCAUGGUGACGGGCGACCAGCGCAGCACGGCGCUGGCCGUGGCCUCGGCGGUCGGCAUCCAGCCCGACGACGUCUACGCGGGCGUGUCGCCGGACCAGAAGCAGGCCAUCAUCCGGCAGCUGCAGGGCGCCGGUGCCGUCGUGGCCAUGGUUGGCGACGGCAUCAACGAUAGCCCGGCCCUGGCGACCGCCGACGUCGGCAUCGCCAUGAGCUCGGGCACUGACGUCGCCAUGGAGGCGGCCGAUGUCGUGCUCAUGCGCCCCAACAAUCUGAUGGAUAUCCCCGCCGCGCUGAGCCUGGCGAGGACUAUCUUUAGGAGGAUCAAGAUGAACCUUGCGUGGGCGUGCAUGUACAAUGCCAUUGGAUUGCCGUUUGCCAUGGGCGUGUUCUUGCCGCUUGGUUGGCACAUACACCCCAUGAUGGCGGGCGCGGCGAUGGCGGCCAGUAGUGUCAGUGUGGUGGUGAGCAGUUUGUUCCUGAAGCUUUGGAAGAGGCCCAGGUGGAUGGAUGACGUGGAGGCGGAGGUGGAGGAGAAGGGGGGUGUGGUGAGGAAGGGGAAGGGGUGGGGGUUGCUUGGGAGGGUAUGGGAGGCGGUUGGCGGGUUGGUGGGGAGGACGAAGAAGAGCGAGGGGUAUGUACCGCUGGCGACGCUCGAU
Messenger RNA from Parathielavia appendiculata, 3486 nucleotides. RefSeq names its product heavy metal translocatin. The transcript has 2 exons. The annotation marks the transcript as partial. The record is from RefSeq and is a predicted model, not a curated record. Lineage: Eukaryota; Fungi; Ascomycota; Sordariomycetes; Sordariales; Chaetomiaceae. Gene Ontology annotation, cellular component: membrane. Gene Ontology annotation, biological process: copper ion homeostasis; monoatomic cation transport. Gene Ontology annotation, molecular function: ATP hydrolysis activity; copper ion binding; P-type divalent copper transporter activity.